GUUACCUCCAGCAACCUUUGCAGCUUAGUCAACCCGUGCUGAAGUGCUUGGUCAAACAACAUGCGACUUUCCCCUUGCAAGAAACACGCUCUCUCACGCUCGCUCUGCCAACCCUGAGCCAUCAGCAUGCAUACUUAGAUCCACUCAAGCUCGUAGUCAUGCCGGCCAAUGUGAAGAGCAAGAUUCAGCGCCUACUGCGACAGCUCGACAGGGACGAGGAUGGCGUGGAGGACACCCCUGCCGACAUGCUCGCGGCGGCCAGCGAGGAGGAGGCGGAGGACCUAGCAGCACGGGGUGCAGCUCGCCGCGCGGCAGCGGCCAUUGCUAGCACGCCCAGCAGCCAGGGCGGCGCGUCGGAGAGCACGGAUGCCUACACCACCGCCAGCGAGGCCCAGCUCGAAGGGGACGACAGCGAGUCUUACACGGCCUCCAUGUCCUCCCUCGAAACCACGCCGCUGCAGCCCGCUCGAGGCGCCCAUCAUGACCGCCACCAGCACCACCAGCAGCACCACCAGCAGCACCACCAGCCCAAGCCGCGCUUCUCGGCGGCCGCCAAUGCGGAGCGCGUCGCGGUGCUGGAGCGCAAGUGCAUGGGGCUCAUGGCGGACAACCGGCAGAUGCAGGCGGCCUUCCAAGAGGCCAUGGCGCGCAAGAACGCGGAGCUAGGCGAGCUGCAGGCGCACCUGGCCGGCACGGUGCGGGAGCUUGGCGCGCGGCAGCAGGAGCUGGAGGCGGCGGCGCCGCUGCUGCGGCUGCGGCUGGAGGACUUCCGCGCCCAGCUGCUGGACCUGCGUGUGAGCGACAGCGUGUACAAGGAGCUGCGGCUGCUGCCCAAGGAGUCCCGCACGGCGCUGGAUGAGGUCCGCAUCGCGGUGCAUGAGGCGCUGGCGGACUCCAAGGCCGAGGCCGACCGCCUGCGCACCGCGCUGGGCUCGUCGCGGGAGGCGGCGGCGCGGUCGGAGGAGGCGGCGGCGCGGGCGCGCACGGAGGCGGCGCGGGCGGGCGCGGCGCUGGCGGAGCGGGAGAAGGACCUGGCGUUGGUGACGGAGGGCAUGCAGGCUCGCAUCGACCGGCUGGCCAGCGAGCUGGAGGGCGCCAUGGUGACUGCGCAGCUGAACGCCGCCAAGGGCUCCAUGUACGACGAGCUCCGGGCCAAGUACGACGCCGCAGUCAGCGAGAACCAGCGGCUGGCGGUGGUGGAGGCCACGCACAGGAAGCUGGAGCAGCAGGCGGCGGCGGAUCGGCUGACCGCCAGUCAGAAGGAGGGCACCUUUGAGAUGCUGAUGAUGGAUAAGGCCUACCUCAGCAAGCAGGUGGACUUCCUGACUGACCAGCAGCGCAAGCUGGAGGCGGAGCUGGAGCUGCGCGAGAAGAAGAUCAACGACCUCAGCAGGCACAAGAACGACCUGUUUGAGAAGCUGAUGGCGGCUGAGACACUCAAGGGCCGCCACGAGGAGGCGCGGCUGCAGACGGAGCUGGCGGCGCUUCAGGAGCGGACACACGCCGACCUGGACAAGAUACGCGUGGAGACGGCGGAGGCCUACGAGCGCGAGGCGCGGCUGCUGCGGGAGCUGCGCGACGGCGCGCAGGAGGACGCGGCGCGCGCCAAGGCGGCGCUGGCGGAGCUGCAGGGCCUGCACGAGAAGCAUCAGCUGGCGCACAACGAGGUCACCAAACGCCUGGAGCAGCAGGUGGUGGCGCUGCAGACGGAGCUCAAGCAGCGCUCCUUUGAGCUCAGCCACUUCAAGGUGGUGGUGGCGGAGAAGGAGACACUGGUGGGGCGCAUCAGCAUGCAGAACGAGCUGCUGUCGGACAAGCUGGGCGUGCUCAUGGACAAGUACCGCAGCCUGGAGGUGGAGCUCAACUCCCACCUCCACAAGGCCCUGGCCGCCGCCGCGGAGGUGGUGUCAGGCGGAGGCGCGGGCGGCAGGGGCGAGGACGGAGGCGGCGAGGGCGGCGGAGGCGGUAUCAUCGUGGCGCCGGCCAAGCUUCAGGUGGACCUCGCGCUGGUACGGCAGGAGCGGGACCAGCUGUCGCGCCAGGUGGAGAUGCUGACUGGGCGGCUGGCGGCGGCGCACGACAGCCUCAAACUGGCCAGUCAGCCGCACGCCUUCCUGCUGGAGGAGCUGGAGUCUGUCAAGCUGCGCUGCGCCCAGGCGGACACGCGGGCGGCGGCGCUGCAGGUGGCGCUGCAGCAGCGCGGGCACGAGGCGGAGGCGCUGCAGGCCGAGCGCGACGCUCUGCGCGCCGACCUGGACGGACUGCUGGCCCAGCGGCAGGCGCUGGAGGGCAUGAAGGCGGUGGUGGUCAAGGCGCUGGCGGGCGGGCUGCCGCAGGUUCAGCAGGCGGCCGCCGCGGCCGCCGCCGCGCGCAAGCCGCACGGCCCCUUCAGCAGCACCACCAUCAUCGGCGAGGGCGGCAUUGCACCCGGGCCGCCGCUGCCCACCGCACAGACGCCGGCGCCUGGGCCCGCUCGCCAGCCGCCGCCGGCGUCGCACUUCCCGCCGCACGUGGGGAUAGCGGGGCUGGGGACUCCGGGUGUGGGGGCGGGCACGCAACAUGGGCGGGCGCAUGGGGCGGCUGGGCCCCAUUCGGUGGAUGCUGCUGCGUAGAGGUCAUACCGUGGGGGGGCCGCCGUGGAGGUGUUACUGAUGGAAUCAAGCUCUGCUCUAUCGUGUCGCAUCGAUUCGGACCGAGGAUUGGACUGAGAAGUCAUUUGGAAGUGGACGCGGCGGGUUGUUGCAUCGCGGCGUUUUAUGGAUGUCUCGGUGCUGAGCUGGAGGCCUUGGACAUGACUUGACUGGAGGGUACAGGGUGAUGAACAGCUACGGUGCUGUCUUAGGCAGCGGUGUGACCUGUGUGCUCUGUGUAUGGGCACCAGAGUGCUGACGUGUGGUCCUUCAAAGGUUGGCAGAGCUGAUUGCAGUUUGGGACAGCGAGCAUGUGGAGCACAUGCGUUUCCGGCGGCCUUACAUCAGGGACGCCGUACGAGCAUCACGCGACCGAGAACCAUCAUGGCUAUCUGCUUGUUAGAUUUCGUGAAUCAGUUUGUAGUCUCUCCGCUGGUACGGUACGUACCGCCGUCAUAAGCUCAUAACAUAACCA
Chlamydomonas reinhardtii is the source of this 3105-nucleotide messenger RNA. RefSeq lists its product as uncharacterized. The coding region runs from base 159 to 2612 and encodes 817 amino acids. Gene Ontology annotation, biological process: cilium assembly. The transcript is spliced from 21 exons. The record is from RefSeq and is a predicted model, not a curated record. Gene Ontology annotation, cellular component: centriolar satellite. Lineage: Eukaryota; Viridiplantae; Chlorophyta; Chlorophyceae; Chlamydomonadales; Chlamydomonadaceae.